AUGCACCAGACUUUCUCCAGGAGACCAUCUACUUUCCGCGAAACGAGUUGCCCCUGUUCUGGCUGCGACUCGUUGGCGUUCUCUUUUAAACCACGGUUACUCCACUCGUGCCGCUUGACACGUAACGACGACACCUUCUGGACACGACCCCAGAGACGCAGCUUCCGUCAAUGCUCCAACCCGGCAACCUCGACGAUGUCGACGUUCAAACAAACCUGCGAUGCGUUCUGCUCGGGCGCGACGCGUCCUCAGACAAGCGCACAGGGACCACGUCUUGUUCUGGAUCAACCUGGUAGCGUCGCGGCUUUCGGUCAGUGUUUGGACGCCAUCAGCGUCGCUGGCUUGGCACUGGUCGUUACGGUGCAACAGGACGGAAGCGUUGCGCUCUGGGUUACUAGUGGACUGCGCUUUUAUCGUCAGUUUUUUUGGAGUGCGCGACGUGAACGCAUCAUCGAUGCGGAUUGUCAUUCCGUAACGUCUGCUGACGAUUUUGAUGCUGUGCUCAGUGCACGCUUUCGGAGACCGGACGGGGCGCUGGUUCUAGGGACGCACGCUGGACACGUGGUUUGUAUUGAACACGGGUCGGGGGGCGGGUUGGCGAACCUGUAUCGCCGCUGGCAGCUUGUAGGUCGCCUCGACGCUCCGGUGUGGCUCGUGGGCAGUGUCGCACCAACGCCGACGACACCCGUCGACACAACUGCUGCCAACAAUGGCGACGGGGAUCAGGGCAGCACGGGUGCCGCUUUGUCGACGGGAGCACCCGGCGAAUCGCAUACCCGCCCGUUACCCGCGUCUGUGUCGGUAUCUGAAGCGAGGGCGUGCUCGCCUUUGGCAGCGAUCAGCACGGGUGUGGUCGUGGCGUGGACGGAGCACGCGCUCUGGUGGUAUGUGCCAGCGCUCCGCCGAUGGCAUCGUUGCCCACAUCCAGAGGAUUUCGAAGCGCAGCAGCAGCAGCAGCGCAUACGCGAUGCUCCUGCGAUCUAUCUGGGGGAGGUUAGUGCCUCAGGGUGCUUUUUUGCGUGGACGUUGCGGCAUAGUGACGGGUGCUGGAUCGGCGCAUGUCCACAGUGGCAUGCAGCUACGUUCCACGCUGCAUCGGAUACCGAUACCAACGACAGUGCUGAUGACAAUGUUGAUCAGCGUAUGCACAGUGAAGCUGUCUUCAUUCAUACCUCAGAUCCGCUGUGCAGUCUUGCUUGGAAACCGGCACCGAUUCGCGGUGGCGAGGCGCUGCUCGUGGGCGAUAGAUGCGGCCGCCUGAGGCUCUUCUCUGCAGCGACAACGGACUGGCGCUCGAUAGCCACGGUGAGCGGCAUGCCGCUCGCGACGCAGGCGGUCGAUACAGCUGCCUGUUUCGUGCACCAGUACGGCAGCGGAGGCAUCGCUGAAGACGAGAAUGACGCUGCUCUGGUGGUUCUAUCCGAGUGGCAUCUCGGGGGCGCUGCAGCCUCCGGCGAUACACGUCCACAUGCAAAGCGAGACGCUCAGUCCGCACAGGGCAUCAUCGUGCAUCCAUAUCGAGCGUCGAUUGCGGUGCACUAUAUUGGGCAAUGGAUUCCGGGGAUGCCCACGCUCUGGUGCGUCUCGCACCUGAACGAUGAACCGGUACCCCGGGUGGUACCGUUCCAUCGGGCCUCAGAUGGGGCGUCAACGCCCGUGGCGCCUCCCGAGACGGACGCCAACGUUGCAAGGAACGGCCCGCCGACGCCUGUUCUCGAGUCAGUUGAGGGCGCCGCUGCAUCAACAGCAGCAUGCCUUGCGGUACGUAUCGAGGCAGCAGCAGAGUCGUGGCGAGCGCCGGUCAGCGCCGCGUGUGCUCCGGCAAAGGAGCUGCGGAGCCAGCAGCCGCCGGCGCAACCUGCACAACUGAACUGGAUCCUGCAGAGAGGUCAGGUUGUGGAACGUUGGUACCAAAACGGUCGCCCAGGCGAUGCCCUGGAGUUCUGGUCGCACGUUGUCAGACUGGGCAACGGCGAUGUGGGGUCCAUCGGCGCGCUCUCCUACGGCUCUCGAGCGCGCACGCUGGUAGCACUUACGAGCACGCAACGACUUGUGUGCUGGCCGCUACCAGGCUGGCCGGCGCUGCGCUCCGGAUACGGUCCCCGAACGCUGCCGACCCUGACCCAGACUAGAGUUUCGCGACCAGGGUGGGUUCACUGCGCCAACCAGCUUACCGCUUGUGUGCGUUGCGCUCAACGCGUUGAGUUGGCCUUGUUCACGAUGACGGAGGCAGGUCUGCUCCAGCUGUACGGCUGGCUGUCGCCGCCCGAAGUAGACGCUCGUGAAACGCAAGCUCGGAUACCGGACGAGGCCACCGCUGCGCCGCUGAUGUGUGUGCUAUCCGCGUCGACACCGCCGGGGGUCCAGGUCGACGACUGUGCCGUUUGGAGUCGUCAUCAGCCGCAGAUGCUCGAUACGCUCGAGGCGGACCAGCCGCAAGAAACAGGCUUGCUCUGCUGGAGCGCCCUCGACAUGGUCUGGUACGUCUCCAGGAUCAUUGGUGUUCGGGACGCGAAUGCAACUUCCGUGGCUCAUUCGGUGCCCGCCAGCAUCGAUUCGGAAACCGGUGAUGCUGCCAUUGCGCCAUUGGUGCCUUGCGGAAGCGCAACGCCCGUGCAAGCCGCUCCCGCAUGCAACCAGCACCAGCCCGAAGAGGGGCAGGCGACUGCCCGCGCCAGCUCACCGGCCCGCAACUGCCGACAUCUUGCCCUGCAUUGCUUCGACUUGUCGCCCUGGGUACGAUUAUGUGUUUCGGAUCCGCCGCCUUGCGCCUUUGCGGUUCGUACAGACAAGGUAUUCGUAUGGCGGGUGGACGGAGUCCUCGCUGUGUACCGACUCGACACCUCCAGGUCGGUACUGGAACGGAUUACGGCAUCGCGCCUGGUGGCGGAAACGCUUCAUGAACGCGCACACUGGCACCAAAGUCGCCUGGUGGUUUCCGCUGACGCCCAAGAGGUCGCCGUCUGGGAUGCAGCGUCACGUCGACUGCACCUGUGUUCAUUCGACGGUGCGGAUAUCUACGCAUUAACUACUGUGGAUGUGUCGGAUACGCGGCCUGAUGCGGAUAUCUCGUUCGCACGCUACCGUAGUUGCGCUUAUCUCACGGUGGACCGGUGGCUCUAUUAUCGCCGGGGUUGCCGCUGGAUCUCGUGCGGUCAGUUGCCUGGCGUCGUUCACCACACGAUUUCGCUGCCGGAAGGUGUCGUCGUCGCUUCGAGGAACGACCAGCUCUUUGUGUUCGAUGCGAGCAUGGCAAUGUCAAGAGCGGAUCAGGAAACCGAGGCCCUCAGCGCUGACGCGCGUUACGAGAUGGCGUUGAUGGCGGGCAUCGGGGCUGGACUCACACCGGAUGCAGCUAUGCGAAUCGCGCAAAGCAUCGACUCGGCGGCACUGGCACCUGGCGAGGACACCGGCACUGCCGCUGAUGCGACAGCGCAUCCCGAGAGCGUCGCUCUCGAGCAGCUGGGUACAGCGCGUAGCGCUUCGCCGGACCCGCACGCCCACUGCGCCGUCGAUCGCGAGCACGACGGAAUGCCGCCAACUGUAGCACCGCUGAUGCGGAGCGUAGAUACAGGCGCGGAUGCCGGCGCUUUCGCUCGUGCUUGCCACGAGAGCUUUGCUGCUCACGCCAGAGCCUGCGCUGCUCUGGACGCUAACGGCUCCGUUUUCGUCAUCCUCGCGGAUGCAUAUCGGCGUCUUAAUCUGGAAAUUCCGCCGCAGGUCCUGCAGUUCGCGUUACACGCAACUUGCGAAGAAGCGAUAUUGCAGGAGCUUGGACUUUUGAGCGGGUCCGUUAAAUGGCACAUGGCGCGCCAAUACGGCUGUGGCUAUUGGGUGCGCUCGGAACUGCUCAUCCACCGUCUCGUCGAGGUCAUUGCUCGCGCAACCUACAACGCAUCACACAAGCCGCGGGAUGCAGUGCUAUGGUACGUGCUGCUGCGACGACCGCGCGUGCUGAGCACGCUCUUCCGUGCAAUCGGCGAGCCGCGAAUCGCGGGCUUCUUCGCGCAAGACUUUGGGGAUGCCGCCGUUCGAGAGCGGGCCAAUAAGAACGCAUUUGCAAGACUCGCCGUCCAUGACUACGAGCUGUCAGCGGCGUUCUUCAUCCUGGGUGCUGACCCAUCCGCAGCCAUGCAAGUCAUCCGGGAUCGCCUCGGCGACGAGCAACUGGCGCUAUUGCUGUCGCGACUUGAACCGACGCUCCAAGCAGAGCAGGCGCUGGGGAAUGCCCAGGAGCACCAGCAGGCACCGGAAUGGCAACUGCUACGCGCUUGCGUCAUUGGCAAAUACGACCAUGCUGUAGCGAUCGUAGAGCGUAUGGACUGGUUGCGGAACGAAUCGCAGGCCAGCGCCUGGCCCGCCAUGGCUGGUGCUCUGCUCCAGACGAGAGCACUGCAGGCAGCACCCUCUGUCCAGCGUAGGCCGGAUUUCAUCGGAGCGCAUCAGCGACUCCGGUUUCGAGUCGGCCAUCUUUUGGCACAGACCGACCUUCUGCCCCUGGCUCAGCGACUGGUGCAUCCGGCGUGGCGUAUCCAGAUGCAGAGCCACGCCCUCGGCCAAGCGCUGCUGCGCAACUCCACCGCGUGCACUCUCGCGCGCCCCGCACUGCGUGCCUGGGUGCAGCAAACGAUAGCCGUGUCCGAGGAGCCGCUUCCCGUGCACGCCCUCGAGAGCGUCCUCGUGGCCACGGGGCAGUGGCUCCUGCACCAGGACGCGCCCCGUCUGCUCGGCUCGCUGAACGCCUGGAUCGUCAUUCGCCAACUGCUGGAGUCGCACCGCUCUCGCGUUCACCGCAUCUCGUUAGAUGAAGGUUUCCUGGACAGCAUACUCUCUUAUCUAGUCGCCACUAUCCACCGAAUCGCUUUGGGUGUCAGCGAUCCCGACGAAGACAUCAGCGAACCUCAACAACAACAACACGUCUGGUUGAUGGACGCUGCAGUGCUCACAGAACGUCUCCAAGCCGCAUCACCUCCAGUGGUACCCGAGGCAACGCGAGUUGCCUUGUCACAAGCAGCACAAGUUGCGCGUUUCCUCUGGAUAUGGCGGCAUGCGCGCUGGACACCUAUCAACGCGAUGCACGCAUCGUGGUGCGACGCGGCGACACGCAUGCAGCGGACAGCACAUGUUCCCGCCAAAGCGAUUGAAACGGACACGGCGAUCGAGCCCCGACCCCCAUCAGUGCCGUGCCUGCCGCGUCGUCGACAGCGCGCGCACUGCCUGUCCAUGCUGCAUGCGCUGUGCCUCGUCGACGCCCUGGAUCGCUGUGCGGUGUGCCUGCAGACGACGACGACGGCGGCGGCGGCGCUGCGCUGGGCGACGGCGCUGCGUACCGCCAUCCACCUCCUGAUCGAGCGCAUCGCUGGAGCGCCUGGGCAAGGCGAUGCGCUCGCCGGACGCCAUCAGCAGCAGUUGCCCGAUGGCGAUGAGGAGGCAGUGGAGCAGCUGUGGCGACGCUGCUGGCUUGCUGGUGGCUGGGUGCGUACGCAACUCGCGCGAGCGCUGCUCGCGGAUCACGCGGCCGAAGCGGUGCAUCCAGCGUCAUGUGCAGCGGCGGCGGAUGGCGUCUCCGGCACGACGUAUCCGCUUGAGCGGACGCUCUAUCCGGUGCGAUUUCCGGUGCGGGAGAUUCGACGGUACGUCGCUCGCAAAUCAAGACGCGCCACAGCGUCCUGCUGCGCGAAGCGACCCUGA
Messenger RNA from Cyanidioschyzon merolae strain 10D, 5691 nucleotides. RefSeq lists its product as hypothetical. The coding region runs from base 1 to 5691 and encodes 1896 amino acids. The record is from RefSeq and is a predicted model, not a curated record. NCBI's taxonomy places the organism in Eukaryota, Rhodophyta, Bangiophyceae, Cyanidiales, Cyanidiaceae. The transcript has a single exon. Gene Ontology annotation, biological process: vacuolar acidification. Gene Ontology annotation, cellular component: RAVE complex.